Trichechus manatus latirostris (Florida manatee) is the source of this 913-nucleotide messenger RNA. RefSeq names its product leukemia inhibitory factor-like. Bases 1 to 873 code for a protein of 290 amino acids. Gene Ontology annotation, molecular function: growth factor activity; leukemia inhibitory factor receptor binding; cytokine activity. Gene Ontology annotation, biological process: regulation of cell differentiation; leukemia inhibitory factor signaling pathway; immune response. The record is from RefSeq and is a predicted model, not a curated record. Gene Ontology annotation, cellular component: extracellular region. The transcript has 4 exons. Lineage: Eukaryota; Metazoa; Chordata; Mammalia; Sirenia; Trichechidae.
AUGUAUGUGAUGUCCCUUCCCAAGACAGCACAAGAAGAGCAAGCUGAGGAGGACAAGAGUCCCACACCCACAGCUACCACGGGGGCCCCACAUGCAGCAUGUUCCUCUGCGGAGAACGGUCCUUCUAGGGAGCUGGGAGGCUGCCUGCUGUCUGUGGGCGUGGAGGGUGGGGACUUUGAUCCUGACAGCUCUGAUCCAAGGCCACAGGCCAGGCUGGUUGGGAAGGGGGAGCAGGAAGGACCACCCUCACAGCUGAUUCCUCCUCUACCUCAGGUGUCCCGAUUCCAGGCUGCAAUCCUGUCACUGCUGCUUGUUCUGCACUGGGAACUUGGGGCAGGGAGCCCCACUCCUGACAAGGCCACCUGCAUCAUGAACCGCCCAUGUUCCAGCAACCUCAUGACCCAGGUCAAGAACCAACUGGAACAGCUCAACAGUAGUGCCAACCCCCUCUUUGUUGCCUAUCACAUGGCCCAGGGCGAGCCGUUCACCAAGUCUGUGGACAAGAUGUGCGGCGAAGACUUGAUGAGCUUCCCACCCUUCCACGCCAACAGUACUGAGAAGGACAAGCUGGUAGAGCUGUACCGUGUCAUGGCCUACUUUCACCUCUCCCUGGACGACAUCAUGCAGUGCCAGAAGACCCUCAACCCCAAAGAUCAGAACCUCCACAGACAGCUAAACUCCACGGUGGACACCGUUCAGGGGAUCCUCAGCAAUGUGCUCUGCCGCCUGUGCGACAACUACAACGUGAGACUGACCGACACGAUCAACGGCCUCAACACCUCGGAGGAGUACAUCUUCCAGAAGAAGAGGCUGGGCUGUCAGCUCCUGUUUAAAUACAAGCAGGUCAUUGCCGAGCUGGCCCAGGCCUUCUAGGCACAGGAUCUUGAAGUGUGCUGUGGAUCAAGGGAUCUUG